Messenger RNA from Anopheles coustani, 7161 nucleotides. RefSeq lists its product as uncharacterized. Bases 4 to 7038 code for a protein of 2344 amino acids. The record is from RefSeq and is a predicted model, not a curated record. NCBI's taxonomy places the organism in Eukaryota, Metazoa, Arthropoda, Insecta, Diptera, Culicidae. The transcript has 19 exons.
AGGAUGGACGAGGAGGCGAUGUGGAAAGGCUUUUACGAGAAGAUUCAGGAGCAAAAGCAGAAUCCACCGAACGAGCACCAGUCCAUCAUCCAAAACACAGAUGACAGUUUUUUCGAAAAGUUUGGCUCUAUCCUGCGCCAAAAGUCGAUGCAGAACGAUGAGAGUAUCCGGACCAAGCUAGCACCGCUGGCGGACGAAGACGAGGCGGAACCGACCGAUCCCUCUUCUUCUGACCUGCCACCCGUAGUCGAAGCGGAAGACAGCGGCACUGAGACGUUGCUGGACGAAAGUGACUCCGAAGAUCAGCAGGAGAAACAGGCCGAGUUUAUCGAUGAUGCGUUCGGUUGGAAUAUCGAGGAGUUGUAUGAAGAAAUCCUAUUCGAAAACCUCCACAACAUCGGCUGUGAAGAUGAGGAACUCAACGUGGACGUAUUGUUCCCCUACAUCCAGGAAGCGUUUAAGAUGUCGGACGAAAAGCACCAGGAAAUGUUGGAGGCUGCGAACAACAAGAAAGCGCCCGAGAUCCGGCUGAACGUGGAAAUCGUGGAGGCGAAGGACCUCGAACCGAAGGACUCGAACGGCCUAUCCGACCCGUUCGUCACGAUGUACAUUGCCUCGAAUCCCAAUCACCGCUACAACACCUCGGUCAAGGCGGCAACGCUCAAUCCGGUGUGGGAGGAACAUUUUUCACUACCCAUUACUGAAAAUACAAACGAUGCAAACCUCAUCGUGGAAGUCUGGGAUUUCGACCCGGCCGAAACAGUAAAAGAAAAAAUGAACAAACUCUUCGAAGUGAAAGGCGUCCGUGGGCUCCGGAAACUUAUGAAAGAAAUUGCAUCAACCGCGUCGAGUGGAAAGCACGACAACGAACUGAUCGGUCGUGCUAGCAUACCGCUGAAGUCGAUACCAGCAUCCGGGAUGCUGAUGUGGUAUAAUCUGGACAAAAAGAACAAGGUACGGCGGCAGGGAACGCUUCGCGUCAGGCUGAAUUUCAGUUCGGAGAAAAACAGUCAGGUGGCGGCUCAGGAGCAUCGGCAUUUGCUGCGCAUACUGCUGUUGCACGAGCUGGAAUCGUCCAAGGUGGCACCGUACUGGUGGUCGGGCAAGUUCACGAUCCAGGGCGAGGCGAUCCUCACACAGCACUCGGCCCAGAGCGGACUUUCCUCGACGACGGAAGCUUUCAUCCAGUGGUCCGUGUUCACCGCCAUACACCAUGAUCAUCCGCUAUCGUUCGUACUUUUCGACACGCUCCUCGAGAAGCUGGUCAACCCGAUCCAGACGCAUGCAGUCUCGGAAGAGGAACAGCGGGGCUUCUGGGAGGCAACGAAGAAGCUGCUUCCAUCAUGCUUUUCAGCGGUGCGAAAGCUUCGCAAGAAGAACACAGGAGAUAAGAUGGCCCUCAAGACGCUCGCUGGAGUGUUGAAUAUCAUCGCCAAAGUGGCGAUGCUCGAACCACCAGAAGGAACCGACCUCUUCCCGGUGGAGAUGUACCGGUGGAUCCGACGGAUGGAUCGCUCCGAACCGAACUGCGAUAUCCGCGAGGCACUGGCAAGUGCGGUCGUGUCCGGAGCGGAGGACUUUUUCGAGGGGAUCAAGGAAAGCCAUUUCCUGCAGUCGGGAACGGACGAGGAUCGGUUGCAGAACUUGAUCAAAAUCAUCCAGCUGGUCCGAUCGGACAUUCAAAAGUCGAUCGAGUACUUCGACUCGACCUUUCAACAAAUCAUGCAUUUUGCCUACACGAAAGAGCUUUACAUUUCGUACGAGUUGAAGCUGGCGGAACUUAUCAAACCUACGGUCGAGGACGUCUGUCGUAAACUAAAGCGCAUCGCGCUUCCGGAAGCUGGUCCUAUCCGUGGGAGCAACAGUGGUUUGAUCGAGUACGAAGACAUCAAUAUGGGCACGACGCUGUUCGAGCUUUACUUGGUGCUGAAGCGAUUCUGUACGCUUGGAUCCGCGCUCUGUCCGGACGAGAGUAACUUUGCAAUCGACGAAUACCAUCGGUGGUUCACGGUCGGUGUAACGCACUGGCUGGAUAUUGCUGUCUACAAGGCGCUCAUACGUAUAAAGAAGGCGAUAGAGUUGGACAAACUGCAGCCUGUCGACGAGACGGUGAAGUUCUCGUCUUCGGCCGUCGAUACUCUGGACAUUUUUCAUCAGAUCAAAAUAUUCUGGCAGCAGCUAGCCUGGCCGGAUGUCGAAGGGGCAUACAUCUUUGUGGCAAAAAUUGUUGACGAUAUCUGUCGAUGCUGUGUCUUCUACGCCGAUCAAGUGUCUGCCCGUGUGGAAAACCUGGGCAUGGUGGCGAAUGUGUUUGAGAAAAAGUUCGAGAUAACGCAGGAAUGGUGCCUUGCCAUCAAUAACAUUGACUACAUCCGCCUGAGGCUAAAACCGUUCGCCACCGAACUCGGUAUGGACGACAUCCUGUCCCAACUUGGCGGUGUGCAGAGUAGCCUGGAAGCUGAACGCUGUAAGGAAACGCUCCAGGCCGUACUAGACAACGCGAUCGACACGGAGAAGAACAAAAUUCUCGAUCUGGUGGAGAAGUUGGCGCGCAAAAUGGCUCCUGUGAUGCGUCUAUUGCUGAUCGACGGGGCUGAGCAGCUGCAGCAGGACUCUAAUGCACUCGAUCGGUUGAUGCAGUAUAUGGAGGAGUCGCUAAGUAUACUGAACGGGGAGUUAAAUGAGAUCAACUUUGAGCGUGUGCUUGACGCGAUCUGGGCCGAACUGACGACGCUACUACACGAUCUUAUUCAGAGCAAUUUGGACAAACGGCGACCACCUGCCUUCUUCGCAAACCUACGUGAUACGCUCCAUCUGAUGAUUGCCAGUUUCAAGACGACUGAAAAUCGGGAAUCGGAAACUGCGGCGGACAAGGAAACGUUGGCCAACAUUGAGCGCUUGUUGCAGUUGCACGGAUUAGAAACGACUGAUCUCAUACACCAGUAUUACUUAGAUAGGCUAGAGGAGCAAAACCACAGCGAUGCAUCAUCCGCGGCCUACGGCAUGCUGACGGUACAGUGCUUCUUUAGGGGGGACGUGCUUGAGCUAGAGAUCGUGAAUGCACGUAACCUGAAACCGAUGGACGGGAAUGGUUCGUGUGAUCCUUUCGUGCGCGUGCAUUUCCUGCCGGAGGAGCGUUUCGUAGGGGUGGCCAAACCGAAAACGCAGUGCCAUAGCAAAACACUGUUCCCCCUGUUCGAUGAGAAGUUUGUGGUAACCUUCACCCCGGAGCAGCGUUCCAUUCCGAAUGCACUCAUCAUGUUCAGCAUCAAAGAUAAGGAUCUGUUCGGUAUGUCGAACCAGUAUCUAGCCGAGUGUUAUCUAAGCUUCGACGAUAUCGCGGACAUUUCGGAGGACACGGGAAAAAUCGAACAAAAACAUCUCAUCCUAACGCGACCGCAAAGAAUGGAUAUCGAUUGCUUGCGGGCCCUCGAGAUCCGUCAGGGUGAUAAGCAGGCUAAAGAUUUCAUCAAAAGAUUGAAACAGAAAAUGAGCCAAGCCCUGGCAACCCUUUCUGUGCGUGGGACGAAAGCCAAGAUCAUCGAUUCGACCAAAACCAUGAGUACCUACUCCUUACCGCGUCUGCUAAAUGGCGGUGGAUUGAGUGGCAACAAAAAGUUUAACCUCAAGUUCGGUACGCUCCGGCUGACCAAGUCCUUUCGGAGUUUAGAUCGCCGGGAGAAACCGAUCGCUCGUCGCCACUCGGAACGCGAGGGUAGCAGUGCGGGUGCAGUCCGGAGGGCUUCGGAAAAUCCGUACAGUGUCGGAGGAUCUGGCGCGUCCGCUUCCGGGACACUUCGGCCCGGGCGCUUACCGUACCAUCCGUUUCGAGGAGUCCGGAAGGAGGAAAUUGAACAGCAGGCCAGCAAGAUUGUCCAUUCGAUGACUAUCGAGGAGCUGUACGAGGAAAUUCUGUACGAAAACCUCCACAACAUCGGCUGUGAAGAUGAGGAGCUCAGCGUGGACGUACUGUUCCCCUACAUCCAGGAAGCGUUCAAGAUGUCGGACGAAAAGCACCAGGAGAUAUUGCAGGCAGCUCGCAGUAAGGAAGCGCCCGAGAUCCGGCUGAACGUGGAAAUCGUGGAGGCGAAGGACCUCGAACCGAAGGACUCGAACGGCCUGUCCGACCCGUUCGUCACGAUGUACAUUGCCUCGAAUCCCAAUCACCGCUACAACACCUCGGUCAAGGCGGCAACGCUCAAUCCGGUGUGGGAGGAACAUUUUUCACUACCCAUUGCUGAAGAAGCAAACGAUGCAAACCUCAUCGUGGAAGUCUGGGACUUCGAUGCGGCUGAAACGGUCAAGGAGAAAAUGAGCAAAUUCUGCGAUGUGAAGGGUGUUCGAGGAUUUAAGAAGCUCAUGAAAGAGAUUGCCCUGACCGCAUCGACCGGAAAACACGACAACGAACUGAUCGGUCGUACUAGCAUUCCGCUGAAGUCGAUACCAGCAUCCGGAAUGCUGAUGUGGUAUAAUCUGGACAAAAAGAACAAAGUACGGCGGCAGGGAACGCUUCGCGUCAGGCUGAAUUUCAGUUCGGAGAAAAACAGUCAGGUGGCGGCUCAGGAGCAUCGGCAUUUGCUGCGCAUACUGCUGUUGCACGAGCUGGAAUCGUCCAAGGUGGCACCGUACUGGUGGUCGGGCAAGUUCACGAUCCAGGGCGAGGCGAUCCUCACACAGCACUCGGCCCAGAGCGGACUUUCCUCGACGACGGAAGCUUUCAUCCAGUGGUCCGUGUUCACCGCCAUACACCAUGAUCAUCCGCUAUCGUUCGUACUUUUCGACACGCUCCUCGAGAAGCUGGUCAGCCCGAUCCAGACGCAUGCAGUCUCGGAAGAGGAACGGCGGGGCUUCUGGGAGGCAACGAAGAAGCUGCUUCCGUCAUGCUUUUCGGUGGUACGAAAGCUUCGCAAGAAAAACACAGGAGACAAGAUGGCCCUCAAGACGCUCGCUGGAGCGCUGAGCAUCAUCGCCAAAGUGGCACUGCUCGAACCACCAGAAGGAACCGACCUGUUCCCGGUGGAUAUUUACGGGUGGAUCCGGCGGAUGGAUCGCUCCGAACCGAACUGGGACAUUCGCGAGGCACUGGCAAGUGCGGUCGUGUCCGGAGCGGAGGACUUUUUUCACGGGAUCAAGGAAAGCCAUUUCCUGCAGUCGGGUUCGGACGAGGAUCGGCUACAGAACUUGAUUAAGAUCAUCCAGCUGGUCCGAUCGGACAUCCAAAAGUCCAUCGAGCACUUCGACACAACCUUUCAACAAAUCAUGCAUUUUGCCUACACGAAAGAGCUUUACAUUUCGUACGAGUUGAAGCUGGCGGAACUUAUCAAACCUACGGUCGAGGACAUCUGUCGUAAGCUGAAGCGCAUCGAGCUUCCGGAAGCUGGUCCGAUCCGUGGAAGCAACAGUGGUUUGAUCGAGUAUGAAGACAUUAAUAUGGGCACGACGCUGUUCGAGCUGUACCUGGUGCUGAAGCGAUUCUGUACGCUUGGAUCCGCGCUCUGUCCGGACGAGAGUAACUUUGCAAUCGACGAAUACCAUCGGUGGUUCACGGUCGGUGUAACGCACUGGCUGGACAUUGCUGUCUACAAGGCGCUCAUACGUAUAAAGAAGGCGAUAGAGUUGGACAAACUGCAGCCUGUCGAUGAAACGGUGAAAUAUUCAUCUUCGGCCGUCGACACCUUGGCCAUCUUCUAUCAGAUCAAAAUAUUCUGGCAGCAGCUAGCCUGGCCGGAUGUCGAAGGGGCGUACAUUUUCGUCGCAAAAAUUGUUGACGACAUAUGCCGUUGCUGUGUCUUCUACGCCGAUCAAAUGUCUACAAGGGUGGAAACCCUCGGUGAGGUAGAAAACGUGUACGAGAAAAAGUUCGAGGUUACGCAGGAAUGGUGCCUUGCCAUCAACAACAUUGACUACAUUCGUCAGAGCCUGAAACCGUUCGCCACCGAACUCGGUGUUGACGAUAUAUUGUCUAAACUUGGCGACGUGCAAAGCAACCUGGAAGCUGAACGCUGUAAGGACACACUACGGGCCGUACUAGACAACGCAAUCGACACGGAGAAGAACAAGAUCCUAGAUUUGGUGGAGAAGUUGGCGCGCAAGAUGGCCCCUGCGAUGCGUCGAUUCCUGGUCGAAGGUGCCGAGCUGCUGCAGCAGGACUCUAAUUCACUCGAUCGGUUGAUGCUGUACAUGGAAGAGUCGCUAAGUGUACUGAACGGGGAGCUAAAUGAGGUUAACUUUGAGCGUGUACUGGACGCAAUCUGGGCCGAACUGACGACGGUGCUGUACGAUCUUAUUCAAAGCAAUUUGGACAAACGGCGACCACCUGCCUUCUUCGCGAACCUACGUGAUACGCUCCACCUGAUGGUCGCCAACUUCAAGACGGCUGAAAACCGCGAAUCGGAAACUGCGGCGGACAAGGAAACGCUGGCCCACAUCGAGCGUCUGCUGCAGUUGCAUGGGUACGAAACAACCGAUCUCAUACACCAGUAUUACUUAGAUAGGCUGCAGGAACAGAACCGGAACGAUGCGUUACCUUUGACCUAUGGCAUGCUGACGGUGCAGUGCUUCUUCAAGGGAAACGUACUAGAGCUUGAGAUCGUGAAUGCUCGCAACCUGAAACCGAUGGAUGGCAAUGGAUUGUGUGAUCCGUUUGUACGUGUACACUUCCUUCCGGAGGAGCGUUUUAUCGGUGUGGCCAAACCGAAAACGCAGUGCCAAACCAAAACACUGUUCCCACUAUUCGACGAGAAGUUUGUGAUAACGUUCACCCCUGAACAGCGUGCCAUUCCGAAUGCACUCAUCAUGUUCAGCAUCAAGGAUAAGGAUCUGUUCGGUAUGUCGAACCAGUAUCUAGCUGAAUGCUAUCUGGGUUUCAACGACAUCGCGGACGUUUCGGAGGACACGGGAAAAAUCGAACAGAAGCAUCUCGUCCUAACGCGACCGUAUAGAACGGACAUUGAUUGUCUUCGGGCACUCGAGUUCCGUCAGGGUGAUAAGCAGGCUAAAGAUUUCAUCAAAAAAUUGAAACAGAAAAUGGGCCAAUAAAUAGGCAAACUGAAUUGGAGAACAGCACGGAUUUUUAUAUUUAUAAUUGUUUUUCUGCCACACUAGAGGAGGAUGGAGAAAAAUCAACGAUGAUAUGCACGGUUAUACGAAUAUAAACGUAUC